GAGCAGUCAACCAACAAGAGUGGGGUAGUCGCUUCCAAGUGUGCACCUGGGGCACCACAGUCGGAGUACGUUCAUAUAGUAUCAUACAGGAUACCUCUAGGAUAGUGCAUAAGAGAUAGAUCUCGGCCACAUCGCAGUCCCGCAAGAAGCAGAUUAAGUUUCUGGAAAUUUAAGUAAAUUGCUUUAUAUCCUUCGAAUAAAAGCAAAAUGGGAGCAAUCGAAUGGGCUACCGACGAGGAUAAUUAUGAGUGUCCUCUUUCGUCGGAGACGCAGAAGAUGGCGAAGGAGGAGCUCAGAGAGGACAAGAACACCAGAGAUCAGGCUCUGGAGCAGAUGCGCGAUUGGAUCAAGAUGAAUCCGCGCAUUCAGAAUUGCCGUCUCGAUGCGCGAUUUUUACUAAGAUUCUUGCGAUGCAAGAAAUUCAAUGUCCCAAUGGCCCAGGAGGCCACUGAACGAUACCUGUUGCUCCGUCAGGUGUAUCAGAUAGCAUUCCAUAAUUUAGACAUCACAGAACCGAAUAUGGAAGACUUACUAUCAUUGGGAUAUCUCUUCGCUGCACCUGGCCGCGAUGCAAAAGGCCGUCGUGUUAUAAUCGCCAGACCAGGCGUAUUUAAUCCUCACAAAUACACGAAUGUGGACAUGUGCAAGAUUCACGCUAUCACCUACGAGGCGUUAAUGGAAGACGAGGAGAAUCAAGUGCGUGGCUUCGUACAUUUCGCCGACGGUGCCGGCGUUAGUUUCCCUCAUCUGACGUUGUUUACUCCUAAAGAAGCAGUGCGCAUCGUGAAAAAUGGCGAGCGCACCGUGCCAAUGAGACACAAAGAAGUCCAUGUAAUUAACGCACAUCCUUCAGUAAAAUUCGCUCUGGACUUUGGGAUGUCAUUAAUCUCCGAGAAGAUUAGGAACCGCGUGAAACUUUACACGAGCAUCGAGGACGCUGUUAACCACAAGAUGGACGUGAGCAUGUUACCCAAGGAAUACGGCGGUACCAUCCCCAUGAAGGAGAUGAUCGAUUUAUGGCGGAAAGAAUUGAUGAGCUUGAAACCAUCAUUAGUAAACAACGAUAAGAUGACUGUCUGCCUCGAGCUAUAUUCGGAGAAGGCGCGGGAAGGCGCGGUCUCUGCAUUAAAGCAAGGAUUCGGUUGUUCUAGCGUGGGAUCCAACGACACCACGAUGUGUGGGAUAAGCGGCUCUUUCAGAAAACUUGAAGUCGAUUGAUAUUUUAAAUGACUUUCACUUAUAAACAAGUUUUUCAUCUCGAGAUAAGCGGCACGGGAUCAUGAGAUUCAGACUCAUUUUGGAAAUUGCACUUUUUUAGAUUUUUAGAUUAGUUCUGGUAUUAAGAGAAUGUAAUUUUAUUUUUGUAUUACGUAGAUAACAAUACUCAAUAAACAAAGUAUAA
Solenopsis invicta (red fire ant) is the source of this 1402-nucleotide messenger RNA. RefSeq names its product alpha-tocopherol transfer protein-like. Gene Ontology annotation, molecular function: phosphatidylinositol bisphosphate binding. The transcript is spliced from 7 exons. NCBI's taxonomy places the organism in Eukaryota, Metazoa, Arthropoda, Insecta, Hymenoptera, Formicidae. Gene Ontology annotation, cellular component: membrane. The record is from RefSeq and is a predicted model, not a curated record. The coding region runs from base 208 to 1218 and encodes 336 amino acids.